GUCCAGGAUUGGUUCAGAGGUCAUCUAAUCUUUUACUAAUUCACUACCUUGAGGAGAACAACGCAACUCGAAGUACACUUGUAACUCGUAAACAAUACAUCAAGGCACAGUAUACCCUUGAACACUCACACAUCAAAAACACACCACACCACUCUCAUCAUGUUCACUCGAACCUUCCGCCCUCUCGCCCGAACCCUCCCUGCCCUGGCCGCCACAGCCGGUCUAGCGACCGUCGGGUACAGCUCGAUCGUCAGCGAACGUAACCGCGUCUUCAACGAUGUGACCGGGUCGGGCAACUUUGAUUCUGGCAAGCAGCAGUAUAACGAGGAUUUGAAGGUCAACAGGCAUAAGAUCGCCGCGCAACACGGCGCAACCCCAGAGACCCCCAUCCACAACAACUCGACCUCUUCCACCUCGCACCACGUAGGUACCUCCAAGGUGGACGCCGAGGGGCACAACGUCCGACGAGGGGAUGGGACUCAGGCUUCCGAGGUUCCCGGGUUGGUCAAGGAUAAAGCCAAGGAGGCUAAAAAGGAGGAGCAGGCUGGGGGGGAGAGCGCUUAUAAUGAGGAGACGGGGGAGAUUAAUUGGGAUUGUCCCUGCCUCGGCGGGAUGGCCCAAGGUCCCUGCGGUGAAGACUUCAAGGCCGCCUUUUCCUGUUUCGUACACAGCGACCAGGAACCCAAGGGCGUGGAUUGCGUCGAAAAGUUCAAGGCGAUGCAGGAUUGUUUCAGGAAACAUCCCGACGUUUACGGCGAGGAGAUUGAGGAUGAUGAACCUCUCGGCCAGCCGACCUCGACGGACGGUCCCGGUCCUCUUUCCGGGGGUACCGUCUCUGGUUCUCCCUUGCCCAAGGACCACCCGGACCAGAAGAACGUACCCAAGCCUCCUACCGACGACCACCCGAACACCCCUCAGAGGACCGAUACUCAUUUGAACAACCCGGCCAAGGGUGUUGCCAAGCUCCAACCUAGGGAGAACCGGGCGGACAAGAAGGGCAAGGGAGCUGGUGACGGUUCGAUCUAGAGCCCCCCGGACACCGUGGUCCUGGAUCGAAUGAAACAUCGCAUUGCUCAUAACCCAACCAAAGAAAAGAAGAGAGAGAGAGGAAAGGAAAUCGGAGUGGAUUGUAAUCCCGAGGUCUUGAAUUAUGAAUGAAAAGAGAAAAAAGUUGACCACAUUUUGAUGUGGGACCGGGGAGAGG
Messenger RNA from Filobasidium floriforme, 1204 nucleotides. RefSeq lists its product as uncharacterized. Lineage: Eukaryota; Fungi; Basidiomycota; Tremellomycetes; Filobasidiales; Filobasidiaceae. The record is from RefSeq and is a predicted model, not a curated record. Bases 160 to 1026 code for a protein of 288 amino acids. Gene Ontology annotation, molecular function: protein-disulfide reductase activity. Gene Ontology annotation, biological process: protein import into mitochondrial intermembrane space. Gene Ontology annotation, cellular component: mitochondrial intermembrane space. The transcript is spliced from 6 exons.